UGCAGUAUAACACUACUACACACUAAAAAAACAUGGCGAAGGAGCUGGCCACCCAAUAUUUUUCCACUGGGAACGAUAAUGAGAAUGACCACGAUGAAAAUUCACUAGAAUCUGUCAUAUCUCUGCUACCUAAAGCCAGUGGUGGGUCCAAAUAUGGUAUAAGCUUGUACCAAAAUUGUUGGUUCCCAUCCAGUAUCAUCCCCAACAUCAUCUCCUUCCAAAACCAAUUCAAACCCAAAGACCAAGACACAAUCCUGGCUUCCUUUCCCAAAUCAGGCACCACUUGGCUCAUCUCCCUUUUGUUUUCCAUUCUCAACCGCAACCAACACUACGAGCAACACCCCUUGCUCACCACCAACCCUCACCUGCUCGUGCCUUCGUUAGAGUUCUCGAUCUAUUCCAAUCCCAAGUUCCAUGACCUGAGCUCUAUGCCGAGCCCUCGUUUGGUGUCCACACACAUGCCCUACGCCUCUCUUUCUGAUCAUUCUACCAACCAUUGUUCUUCUAAGCCUCGCAUAGUCUACGUUAGCCGAAACCCUCUCGACGUGAUCGUGUCUUUCUGGCACUAUGCAAAGGGUCACCCGGCCCGUCACUCGCACGAGCUGACUGUUGGAGAUUUUGUGGACAUGUUUUGCAGCGGAGAGAUCAACUUUGGGCCUUAUUGGGACCAUGUUUUGGGGUACUGGAAAGCGAGCUUGGAGAGGCCUGAGGAAGUGUUGUUUUUGAAGUAUGAGGACUUGAAAGAGGACGGAGUUGGUCAAGCCAAAAGGGUUGCAGAGUUCGUAGGGGUUCCUUUCUCUCGAGAGGAAGAGAGUGAUGGAGUUGUUGAGCAAAUUUUGGAGAUGUGUAGUUUUGGUAAACUCAAGGAUUUGGAUGUGAAUAAGCAUGGCCAGUUUAAGCCUAACUUUGAUAAUAAACUUUUCUUUAGAAAAGGUCAAGUGGGUGAUUGGGUUAACCAUCUUACUCCAUCUAUGGCAGACUGUGUGAACGAGAUAAUCAAGGAAAAAUUUAGUGGUUCUGGUCUGUCAUUGAUUAGAAUGUAAAGAUUUGAAUAAAAUUUCACAAUAAUAAUAGGCCUUCUUGGUAAAAUGGUCUUAUUUUGCA
This is a messenger RNA of Humulus lupulus (European hop), 1104 nucleotides long. Its product is annotated as cytosolic sulfotransferase 5-like. Bases 33 to 1043 code for a protein of 336 amino acids. NCBI's taxonomy places the organism in Eukaryota, Viridiplantae, Streptophyta, Magnoliopsida, Rosales, Cannabaceae. The transcript has a single exon. Gene Ontology annotation, molecular function: sulfotransferase activity. Gene Ontology annotation, biological process: sulfation. Gene Ontology annotation, cellular component: cytoplasm. The record is from RefSeq and is a predicted model, not a curated record.